AUGCAGCCGGAGUUCAGCAGCAGAGCCUGCAUGUGAGGAUAAACGUGUUUAAGUGGACUCUGUUUAAACUUUCGGGAUGUUUCACCUCAGACUCAUCUCCUGUUAGCCAAGAAUGCUAAAGGAAGUUAGCUUGUUAGCAGGAAGUAGCCGGAGCCGGAGCUCGGCCUCACAGUCGGAGCAGCUUCCAUAGAGACCAAACUGUAUUUUUCACGGAGCCCAAAUGUCCAAAUGUCCAGAUAGAGCUGUCUGAAUAGACUCUGUGCUGUUCCCUUUAUCUGAACAUGUUUAACAUCUGAAUUAUCUCCCGGUGUCCUACGAAGCUAAUGCAGUUAGCUUAGCUUGCUAGCUGGAAGUAGACGGAGCCGAACGUGACGUCAGAGUGAGCCGCGUGUUUGAAAAUGUCUGAAGUCGUGAACGAGGACGAACAUCGCAAACUGCUGGACGCUGUUUUGAAGCCCGUUGUCCGGUUACAGAGAGCAGACAUCCAGCUGCUGUUGGUGAGCAAAAAAAUGGUUCCCUCUGAGCAGCAGGAGUGGAAACCCAGUCUGGACCAGGAGGACCCACCAGAUCCCCCACACAUUAAGGAGGAGUGGAGACCUAGUCAGGACCUGGAGGACCCACAAGAGCCCCCAUACAUUAAAGAGAAGCAGGAAGAACUCUGGAUGACUCAGGAGGGAGAGCAGCUUCAAGGGCUUGAAAUUAUCAAGUUCACAUUCAUUCCUGUCCCUGUGAAGAGUGAAAAAGAUGAAGAGAAACCUUUGUCCUCAAAGCGUCAUCAAAGACUAAAUGAACAGAUGGAGAAAGAAGCUGAUGGAGAGGACUGUGGAGGACCAGCCAGUAACUUAGAUCCAGAUAGAUAUUUACAACCAGAUACUCAUGACAAGAGGUCAGACUCCUCUGAACAAUACAGCAGCAGUUUUUCAUCAUCUACUGAUGAAACAACGUCAGACUCUGAAUCUGAAACUGAUGACAAUUGUGUCUGGGAGGACACUGAUAAACCUCAGUCAGGUUCAAACUCUCCGAAAAACACCAGAUGUUUCAUUGGUUUGGAUUCAUUUAGCUGCUCUGAGUGUGGGAAAGAACUCAGUCGAAAAUCAGAUCUAAAGAGGCACAUGAGAAUCCACACAGGAGAGAAACCAUUUAAUUGCUCAGUUUGCGGUGAAAGAUUUAUACAACAGGUUUCUCUGACAAACCACAUGGUUCACCACACAGGGAAGAAACGAUACAGCUGCAGUGUUUGUGGCAGAGGAUUCACUUGGCCUUAUCAGCUCAAAAAACAUUGGUCUCUUUGUCAUCAGUCCUCAAGUCUUCAGAGACUAACUGAACAGAUAGAAACUGAUGGAGAGGACUGUGGAGGACCAGAACCAGCCAGGAACUCUGAUCCAGAUAGACAUUCACAACCAGAUACUCAUGACAAGACAUCAGACUCUUCUGAAUCUGAGACUGAUGACAGUUGUGAUUGGGAGGAGACUGCUAAACCUCAGUCAGGUUCAAACUCUCCGAAAAACACCAGAUGUUACAUUGGUUUGGAUUCAAUUUGCUGCUCUGAGUGUGGGAAAGAACUCAGUCGAAAAUCAGAUCUAAAGAGGCACAUGAGAAUCCACACAGGAGAGAAACCAUUUAUUUGCUCAGUUUGCGGUGAAAGAUUUAUACAGCAGGUUUCUCUGACAAACCACAUGGUUCACCACACAGGGAAGAAACGAUACAGCUGCAGUGUUUGUGGCAGAGGAUUCACUUGGCCUUAUCAGCUCAAAAAACAUUGGUCUCUUUGUCAUCAGUCCUCAAGUCUUCAGAGACUAACUGAACAGAUAGAAACUGAUGGAGAGGACUGUGGAGGACCAGAACCAGCCAGGAACUCUGAUCCAGAUAGACAUUCACAACCAGAUACUCAUGACAAGACAUCAGACUCUUCUGAAUCUGAGACUGAUGACAGUUGUGAUUGGGAGGAGACUGCUAAACCUCAGUCAGGUUCAAACUCUCCGAAAAACACCAGAUGUUACAUUGGUUUGGAUUCAAUUUGCUGCUCUGAGUGUGGGAAAGAACUCAGUCGAAAAUCAGAUCUAAAGAGGCACAUGAGAAUCCACACAGGAGAGAAACCAUUUAUUUGCUCAGUUUGCGGUGAAAGAUUUAUACAGCAGGUUUCUCUGACAAACCACAUGGUUCACCACACAGGGAAGAAACGAUACAGCUGCAGUGUUUGUGGCAGAGGAUUCACUUGGCCUUAUCAGCUCAAAAAACAUUGGUCUCUUUGUCAUCAGUCCUCAAGUCUUCAGAGACUAACUGAACACAUGGAAACAGAAGCUUAUGGAGAGGACUGUGGAGGACCAGAACCAGCCAGGAACUCUGAUCCAGAUAGACAUUCACAACCAGAUACUCAUGACAAGAGGUCAGACUCUGAACCUGAGAUAGAUGACAGUUGUGAUUGGGAGGAGACCAGGGAACCUCGGUCAAGUUCAACCCCUCGGCAAAAAAACAGACGUAACACUGGUGAGAAGUCGUUUAGCUGCCUUGAGUGUGGUAAACAACUCAGCCAAAGCUCAAAUCUGAAGAGACACAUGAGAAUUCACACAGGAGAGAAACCAUUCAGUUGCUCAGUUUGCGGUAAAAGAUUUAUACAACAGGUUUCUCUGACAAACCACAUAGCGCUCCACACAGGGAAAAAACGAUACAGCUGCAGUGUUUGUGGCAAAGGAUUCACUUGGCCUUUUCAGCUCAAAAACCAUCGGUGUGGUGGUCGAAAAAGUGUAACUUUACAAAUAAAGACAAAAACUGAGGGAGAGGACUGUGGAGGACCAGAACCAGCCAGGAACUCAGAUUCAGAAAAACAUUUACAACCAGAUACUCAUGACAAGACUUCAGACUCCUCUGAAUCAGAGACUGAUGACAGUUGUAAUUGGAAGUAGGGCUGCAACCAAUAAUUGUUUUGUUAUUUUUGUCACCCCUAAACCUAAUGAAUCCAUUUUAACAAAUGUAAAUGACUGAUCUCCAACACACAGCCUAACUAACGUUACCAUGAAGUGAACAAGGUUUACUAUUCAGAAUGAACACUAGGGGGAACAUAUGGAAGAAGAGAAGACAGGGUAGGAUAUUCCCAUAAUUCACUAAAAGAGCGUUCUCUUAGCCAGCAUCAUCACUGAGACCCCAAAACCAAAAAUGCGAAGAACUAGGGAGAGGCUGCUCCAAGAUAACAGCCAGGUUUUAUCACCCAAAACAAUGAGCUCACAAUCUGAUUUAUUGCCAAGUAGGUUUAACUUUAAAACUUUUAACUAAAAUAAAAGCAAGUACUAUAACCACAGCUGUACACUAACAAUGAAAUGUCUAUUUAGAAUAACAAAGCAACAGUCCCCUUUGAUAAUACUUGGUAGUUUAUUUGUCCAAAGUGCUUAAACAUUUUGUUCUAUAGGCUACAUUUGCACACAUUUUCAAUUCACCAUCAACUUUCGUAAGACUGCCAAUAUUCAAGUUCUACACUAAUGUCAACUAACCUUUGCAGCCCUAAUUUGGAGGAGAUCAAGGAACCUCAGUCAGGUUCAAACCUUAUGGAAAAACAAUGAAGUGCCUGUAAGUGAUAUUGAAUGUUGACUGGAAAAUCAUUUGCUGCAAGCUUUAACCACAAGGGAUAUCUGCAGGAAGACAGUGGAAACCCAACCAGGAAAGAAACCAUUUGAAUGUUUAGGAUAUCAAAUUUUUAAAAGUCAAUGUCCCCGAGCCAAAAAGUUUGCCCACCCCUGAUUUUGGAGAUAGCUGUUUAGCUACACUUUUUGUAUUUGAUCUUUUUUUUUUGUAUUUUUUGACAAACAGAGAAGAAGUUUUUGUAACCAGUUAGCAUAGCAUGCUAAGUAGCUAUUAGCUAAAACAGUCCCUGUAAGGUUCGUCUCUCGUAUUUGAUCUUUUGUUACAGUUAUUGAUUUAACUUUAAUGGAUUGAUUGAGGUGUUUAAGUGUAGUUGAUUUCUUGCUAUUAUGUGAAUUGAGGAUUUCCUUUAUGGGGAGUUGGAGCUUUGGUUAAACAUUAUGAGCAUUUAGUUUGGUAGGCCUAUUUCAGUUAAGUUUCAAAUGAAUGUGUUUAGGUUAGUAGCUAUCUUUUAUUAUAGAUACUGGUCAUGUAAUACCACACCUUUCGUUAGAGUUGCAGAAGAAAGUAUGUGAAUUACCUGGAUAUUGGUCAUUGGUGACCAAGGGCCUGCACCACGAAGCCAGUUCAACAUACCCAGGAUAUCUUUUUGUUAUAUGGCUUCACUGACCCUGAAAAUUACUAUCAGGAUACUGUUAAAAAGAUAAAUCAAAUAGGAUGAUGUUGCUACAAAAGUUUCUCUGUAUCGUCGUGGUACUAACCACAAAGUUACCUGGAUAAGCUGAAAUGAUACAGGCCCCUGAUCUUCAUCUACCUCAUGACAAUAGACAAACUAUGUGGACAUAAACAUUAACGUUACCGUUAAUCAGCAUUUAUGUUAUGGCUACUUGACAUUUGACAGCUAAUAUAUUACAUUGUCUGUCUUCAAAGACCCUGUCCUUCUACUGGGCUUUAAAACUAACUAAUCCAACCCUAUAAUACCAGCUUAAUAUUUUCAUUUACAGCUGUUUCUGUAUACACUAACACAUGUUAUAUACACUGUAUUCAAUUAACAUAAGACACUGAUGAAUGAAGAAUGUGAUUUCCAAAGGGUUCACAAGCUACACAUGAGAAUUGUAUGAAAGUAUUUUCUGUUACCUGUACCCUAAGGUAAAUAAAAUCACUUACCUCCCAAA
This is a messenger RNA of Micropterus dolomieu (smallmouth bass), 4748 nucleotides long. Its product is annotated as zinc finger protein 184-like. Gene Ontology annotation, biological process: regulation of transcription by RNA polymerase II. The record is from RefSeq and is a predicted model, not a curated record. NCBI's taxonomy places the organism in Eukaryota, Metazoa, Chordata, Actinopteri, Centrarchiformes, Centrarchidae. Gene Ontology annotation, molecular function: RNA polymerase II transcription regulatory region sequence-specific DNA binding; DNA-binding transcription factor activity, RNA polymerase II-specific. The transcript is spliced from 2 exons. Bases 399 to 2903 code for a protein of 834 amino acids. Gene Ontology annotation, cellular component: nucleus.